Molecule: messenger RNA, 1138 nt
Organism: Malaclemys terrapin pileata
Lineage: Eukaryota; Metazoa; Chordata; Testudines; Emydidae
Gene: IL18BP
Product: interleukin 18 binding protein
Exons: 6
Coding region: 3-542 (179 amino acids)
Molecular function (GO): interleukin-18 binding
Source: RefSeq, a predicted model, not a curated record
GGAUGGACCCAGCCGCAGCCCGCAGACGUCUAGGUGUGAUGGGAGCUGUUCCCUGGCUCCCUCUAGUCCUCCUCUGCGGCUGCAGCCACUUCCAGAGCUCAGAUGCGGCUUCCAGCCUGCGCCCAGAGAUCAUCAGCCCCCUGAAGCCCGUGAAAAGUCCCACCCUAGGGAAACGCUUCAGUGUCACCUGCCAGGCUCAGAGCUCCUUCCCGAGGAUGACGCUCAUCUACUGGCUGGCAAACGGCUCCUUCGUGGAGGACCGGUACCCGGACGGGGCAGUGAGCAAAGGGGACGUCGUAAGGGAGCUCCGGGGCACCAAGGUCCUCCUGACCCGGGAGCUGCACUUCCGCUCCUUCUCCUGGAGGGACUGGAGCACCUCGUUCCUGUGCAUGGUGAGGAACCCGGCCGGGCUCGAAAAGGUGCUUGUCCACUGGGACCCUGAACGGCCAGCACAGAUCUCCGAGCCGCAGCAGGAGACAAGGCAGGAUGUCCAGACCCCAGAGAGCACCCCCACCAUGGACCGCACCGAGAGCACGGACUGAGCGUGGGGACAACAGCGCCGGCUUGCGAGAGGCACCGAUACUGGGCCUACGGCUGCCAAGGCCAUGCCAGCCUCCCUCCAUGGCCAACACAGCUGAGCUGCCCUCCCCUGCCCCCUCUGUUCUUCCUGUGUCUGCUUGCCGCCCGGCCGGGCCAUGGCUCGGCUGCCCCGGAGGCCUAGGGCUGGAUAUAGCCCCAGCCCUCUGCUUGUCUGUUACAUUCCCCACCCCAGACACAUUACACUGGUGGGGGAGGCUCCCGGAGGACUUGCCCUCUGGACACGGGCCCAAGGCGGCGGUAACGGGGCUGGGAAAGGCCCACGUUUGCCCCCCACCCCAUCCCUCUUCCACCGCUCUGGCAGGGUCACUCUCUCCCCUAGUGAAGUGGGGUGACCAAAGCCGCCCCCUGCUGCCAGCCCAGCCUACAACUGAAGGGGGCAGGGUCCCUUCGACAGCUGCCAGCAAUGCCCUGCCCAUUACACGUCCAGGAGGGCAGCACCUGCUUUGGGCAGGGGCUGGGAGCCCAGCAACCACGGGCCUCUUGCUGCCAGCUCUCCUCCCACUUCACACUGUUUCUAUUAAAUAAAAAUACAACGCUC